Molecule: messenger RNA, 1908 nt
Organism: Clonostachys solani
Lineage: Eukaryota; Fungi; Ascomycota; Sordariomycetes; Hypocreales; Bionectriaceae
Source: the annotation of a GenBank genome assembly
AUUCAUGCGCGGAAAUGUCUCACCCAUCAGACGUUCGUCAUCGCCGAGGUGGACGGCAAAUACCAGCCUGUUGCCGCUCUCAACCAUCCAGACCUCAGCGGCAUGCGCGCCGCGGCCCAGUGCCAUCGCCUACUCCAGAUAUUCUCCCAUCCAAGCAACCGGCUUGCCCUCGAGGCGGAGCUCUUCUCAGCCAAGACAUUCUUCAAAGGCCGCAUCGCACCGGACCCCAAGCACCCAACUACCUCCGAGUUUACUCAGCUAUCCCCUUUCGCCUUUAUUUCCACCUGUUUAACUGUGGGAUCCUUGCAUCGUACCGACGGUCACCCUCCAGCCGCCAUCCACCAGCUUCCCUUCGAUCUUCACUUCGAUUACUGCCUUAAUGGCGGAGGCAUCAUUGUUAUCGACAUCACUGAUUUGGAUAAAAUCAAGUACUGCUUUGCGUUUAUUUCAAGGCUACGCUCCCGCCCGCUCUCUGCCAAGCAGUACCUUGGAACAUUCUAUUCGGAAGAUGACAAAUUUCUACAAGAGCCGCGGUCCGUCACUAUAACUACAGGUCUUACAAGAUGGGCCGUCAUUGAUGUGUUUAGUCUUGUUGCACAAACUACUGUAACUGGCCCUCGAGGAUUAGUUGAGCAAGCUGUCGACAAGAUGAUGAAGGCUCUCCAAUCAUCUUCAAAUGUGGCCGACCUCGACACAAUCAAACAGGAAAUGUUACAUUUCCCAGGGCUCAAAAAGAUUGUCAAGGACUGGUUUUCCCAAAACCCACACCUCGUGGACGGAUCCCCUACGACUCUCUCUCUCGUCUCCUUAGUGUACGAAGGAGAGCAGAUUCUCAACUGGGGCUGCUUCCCCAUUCUUGACGUUUCCUCCCUGGAAACCUUGCUACAAACCCCCGGGUUUCAGAACGUCCACACAAUCAGUCUUGCCACGCCACGAACCAGUUUGUUUUAUCCCAAACCACUAUGGCCUGUCCUCUCUACACUCCCAAACCUCAAAACCGUCUGUUUCCUAGACCCGCUCUCCGUCAAUGGAUUCGUCACCUGCCAACCCUUUGUCGAGCUGGCGCAGUCCGACCUCAACAUCCGCCUCGACAAACUCACCAUCACCGCACCCUUUUACCACUCCAUCCACGAAGAAAACUGGAUCUCAGACGACACCUCUCCCCCGUUGCUCACACCCUCUUUCCCCGUUGCUCAACUCCUCGUCCACCACGACAGGUCAAAAAUCCACGACCUCGCGCAAUACGAGUACUUCUCCCUCGGCGACGCCCUUCUCAGCCCCGUCCGGCUACUCACCGGCCUAUUCCAAUACAUGAGCAUAAUGCGCUCCCUCCUCUUCGUAACCGGCGGAACCACCGCCCUCAACGUAUCCGCAUGCUUCGCAGCCAGCUCCUCAUCCCUCACCUCGACGGAGUUCGGCGAGAUCGGGCCCCUCCCCGCCCAAAUCUACAAGUACGGCCUCGAGGCCGCCCGCAAGGUAUCCCACCGAGGUCAGUUCUCCGCCAUGAGAGACCUCCAGCCCGGGCAGUGGACCGUCCUCCUGCGCCAGAUCCGCUCCUCCAGGUUCCAGUACGCGUUCGUCAGGGCCCGGAAGAUGAUACGCAUCAAGGAGGCCACCUGGGGCCGCAAGCCCAUCGAGCCCGACAUGAUUGAGGUCUUCACCGUUGAGGACUUCCUUGGCGAGACGGCACCGGAUGUUGACGUGGGCGGUAUGCAGAAUCUAUAUAGCCAGUUAUUGCCUGAAGGGUUCGACACAAGCACCGUGUUGACCCUCUUAGAUCCACAGGAGGCGUGCAUUCUGUUGGAUGAAUUCAUAGAUAAGACGAAAGAAGUGGACUUGGUCAAGCAACGUCUCAGAGACGGCAUGCACUUAAAUCGACCGUUGUGGAGGGUCAUGAUAAACCGCUGA